AUGUAUGCGCAUCAGGUGCAUCUCCUGGAACACAAGCUGAGGAGUAAAGAGGAGCGUUUACUGGAAUUGGAGACAGAAAAUGCAAUUCUCCAUUUAAGGCUGGCAGAAUGUAUUGGAAAACUGCAUCAGAUUCCAGUGAAAGAAAAUAAUACACAAAAGAUUAACACGUGUAGCUUGACCCAGCUCCUGUCUGAAGUGCAGGAUUUAAAACAUGAGCUAAGUGAGAUUUUUGGAGUCUAUGUGACUUUUGCCACUGAGCUGGAGGAGCAGAGCAAGAUCUUGUUGGACAAAGUUUCCAAAGGUAGCGCUGUGGAUGAUGUUCAAAAUUUGCAGGCCAGAGUUACAGAACUUGAGCGCUCUCUGGAGGAGGAAAGAGAGCAGUGGAAAAAGGAAAGGCAAAGGAGAAAGGAGCUCCACAAUACUCUAGUGGAGCUGAGAGGAAACAUAAGAGUGCAUUGUCGAGUACGUCCCGUUCUUCCGUUCGAUCAUCUCCAACCCUCCACAUCUGGAUCAGGACACGCACCAGUGGAGGAAGUAAUUCAAGCAGUCAGUGAUGACACGGUGAUAGUGAACAGCAACAAAACAGGAGCGCAAAGCAAGAUUUUUGAGUUUGAAAGGGUACAUGCAGCGGAAGAUUCUCAGGAUGCCGUGUUUGAAGAAGUCAAACCGCUCAUCAGAUCAUUGCUGGAUGGUUACAACGUGUGCGUGAUGGCGUACGGCCAGAGCGGCAGUGGGAAGACUCACACGAUGCUGGGGCCCGCGGAGCUGCUCUCUGGGACGCAGCAGGAGGAGCAGCAGGAGGCGCAGCAGGGGGUGGUCCCUAAGGCUGCUGCACAUGUGUUCCGGCUGAUUUCGGAGCGGCCCACAGAGGGUCACACGGUGGAGGUGUCAGUGAGGGAGAUCUACAAUAACGAGGUGUUUGACCUGCUGUCCCAGGACGAGCACGGCGGUGGGGGACAGAGGCGCGACAUCGUGACCACUUCAUCAGGAGAGAUCCAGGUCCCGGGGCUGACGUACGAGCCUGUGAGCAGCGCUGCGGAGGUGAUGCAUUUUGUAACCAAAGGGUCAACACUCCGAGCCCACUGUCCGACCCGGAUCCACAGCGACUCCUCACGCUCUCACCUCAUCGUCACCAUGACGCUCUCGUCCAAAAGCCCCAACGCCCUGGCUUUGGCCCAUAGACUGCAGAGCGCUAAGAAGGACCUGCUCAGCUCCAACAGGAAGCAGUAUUGGAGUCCCCAAUGUCGCCGUGCCAACCCACUUGAUGAGCGUCUGUUAAGCCCCGCCCCCUCGCCUUGCCGCUCCCCUUCGCCCUGUCCCUCCCCUCGCCCCUGCAGCCCCCACUCGUUCAGAACCAAGCUGCAGCUGGUGGACCUAGCCGGCAGCGAGUGCGUGGGGCUGUCGGGGGUCUCAGGGCCAGCCUUGUGGGAGGUGUCGUGUAUAAACCGUUCUCUGUGUGCUCUGUCUGAUGUCCUGGGAGCCCUGGCUGAACACAGACCCCACAUUCCCUACAGAAACUGCAAACUCACACACCUCCUUCAGGACGCCAUAGGUGGCGAUGCAAAGCUCUUGUUGAUGCUGUGUGUUUCUCCCACUCAGCACUUUGUCGCUGAGACCCUGCAGUCUCUGGGUCUGGGGUCUCGAGCCCGGCAGGUCCACAAGACAGUUCCACGCAGGAAGAAUAACUCUCUUCAAGUUUAG
Molecule: messenger RNA, 1701 nt
Organism: Knipowitschia caucasica
Lineage: Eukaryota; Metazoa; Chordata; Actinopteri; Gobiiformes; Gobiidae
Source: the annotation of a GenBank genome assembly